Messenger RNA from Triticum turgidum subsp. durum (durum wheat), 1641 nucleotides. The record is from the annotation of a GenBank genome assembly. NCBI's taxonomy places the organism in Eukaryota, Viridiplantae, Streptophyta, Magnoliopsida, Poales, Poaceae.
AUGCCGCGCCCCUGCACCAUGCCGCCGGCGAUGGCCCUGCUACUAUGCUUGGCGGUGCUAUCCAGCGGCGGCGGGUGCGAGGGGUGCAGGGACGACGAGAGGGCGACGCUUCUGGACAUCCGCGGCCAGUUCAACUACAACUCGUCGCUGGACUGGAAUAGCACCGCCACAGAUUGCUGCCGGUGGGAGGGGGUGAGCUGCAGCUCCCGGACAGCUCGUGUCACGGGCCUCGACCUGAGCAUGCUGCACGGUAUUGCCUCCAGCACAGGCCUACUCAACACCACCAUGUUCCUCCCCUUGCAAGAGCUGCAGGAUCUGUCCCUGAGCGGCCUCAAGAUACAAGGAUGCACACCCGGUGCAGGCUUUGAAGUAUGGUCAAAAUUACACAGACUAAAAGUUCUUGAUUUAUCAUAUAAUGGCAAAUUAAUGGAGAGUGACGUCCCAUCCUUGGUUGCAAUUUCAUCACUACGGUCACUAUUCCUCAACGGGAAUGACUUCAGCUCCAAUAUGACAAUACAGAAACUGAGCAUAAUGAAGGUGGAUACUCUUGACAUAGGCAAAAAUGAUAUCAAAGGCACCAUACCUACAGAUAUCUGCAACAUGAGAGAUCUUCAAGUGUUAUAUCUCAGUGACAAUCUUUUAUUUGGAGAGAUUCCAUCAUGCAUGCAAAAUCUGACUUCUCUCAGAAUUCUCGGUCUGUCGGAAAAUAAUAGAUUAAUAGUAAAGUUCCCCUCUCUUAUCUUUGCAAAACUCACAUCGUUGGAGAAGCUUUCACUCGUAAAUAACUCUCUUGAAGGAGUUCUGUCGCUGAGUUCCUUACAAAAUCAUAGACAAUUGACUAAACUGGAACUUGCAAGCAGCGGUAACAACUUUCAUGUGCAAACUGAGAAUCCAGCAACAAAUUUGCCAGCUCAGAUUCAGGUUCUAGUGCUGCGAAAUUGCAACCUUAAUGGCAAUUCAGGCAUCAUACCAAGUUUUUUGUUGCAUCAACAUAAACUAGAGUUCGUCGAUAUGUCUAACAACAACCUAAGUGGUAACUUCCCUUCAUGGUUGAUAGAAAAUAAUGUCAACCUAUCACACUUAGUUCUGGGUAGUAACUCCUUUGCAGGUCCUCUUCUUCCGUCCAAAGUACACACCGGUUUGCAAUGGUUGGAUGCAUCUUCUAACAGGCUAAGCAUAUUACCUGUUGACAUUAACACCACAUUACCAAAUCUGAGUUACAUAUCCUUAUCAGGGAAUUCUUAUAAGGGCAACUUUCCUUCUUCCUUUAGCUAUAUGAAUAGUCUACAGUAUUUAGAAUUGUCAUACAACAAUUUCUUAGAUGACAUUGCGGCUGCAUUUGUUGGAAAUAUGUUAAACAUCAUUGGUCUAAAACUGUCUGGAAACCAUUUCUAUGGGUCGUUCUCUCCAAACAUACUAUUACCUGCCGUUAAACAUCUAUUGCUCAGCGAUAAUGAAAUCGCCGGGAAAAUUCCUGAGAAGUUAUGUGACAGUCUGAUACUUAUGACAUUUGAUGCUAGCAAUAACAAGUUGACCGGCCUGCUCCCUACUUGCAUAUCCGCACUCUCAGAACUUGCCAUUUUGAAUUUAAGAGAGAACUCAUUGGCUGGAUCGAUUCCGUCGGAAGUAUGCGGCCUGUGA